This is a messenger RNA of Ciona intestinalis (vase tunicate), 2992 nucleotides long. Its product is annotated as inositol polyphosphate multikinase. Gene Ontology annotation, molecular function: inositol tetrakisphosphate kinase activity; inositol-1,4,5-trisphosphate 3-kinase activity. Gene Ontology annotation, cellular component: cytoplasm; nucleus. The record is from RefSeq and is a predicted model, not a curated record. Gene Ontology annotation, biological process: inositol phosphate biosynthetic process. Lineage: Eukaryota; Metazoa; Chordata; Ascidiacea; Phlebobranchia; Cionidae.
AGAGUUAAAACUAAACACUGUAGACUAGACAGUAAGCGUGGAAGGCUCAAAGCUUGGCUGUUGUGUAAUGUCGAAGGUGCUGCUACAGCCGAGGACAGCGGAGAAAAAAAGAACAUUGGAGGAUGCUGAAAAAAAUGAGAAGGAAGAAGUGUUAGAAGGCACGGGGUGUACGAACCCACCAUUACCUCGUGGGUGUCGCCCCCUCGCACAUCAAGUAGCUGGGCAUCGAUAUGGUCAAGGAAGACUAGGAAUUGGCAUGCUGCAACACAUGGACGGCUCAAUACUUAAACCUGUCCAACCGCCCCCUCGUGGAAAGCGAGAAGUUGGGUUUUAUCAGAAGAUCUUUGAUGCAGAAUGUGACGAUCCAGUCCUUCUUACUCUCCAACCUUUCCUUCCUAAGUUAUUGGGAGUUUGGACGCCUCCUUCAUCUUCAUUGGGCGAAGUGAACAGCGCUGCACCAACUUAUUCCUACAUGAAGUUGGAAGAUGCUUGUCGGAGGUUUCGGAAUCCUUCUAUCCUUGACAUCAAGAUUGGUCGCGUCUCUUAUGAUCCGGAGGCGAACCAAGAGAAACGGGCGAUCGAGAGCGCAAAGUAUCCUCCACUAUAUGAUCUUGGAUUCCAACUCCUUGGGAUGAGGGUCUCAGGUCCAUCGCCAAACGAGGCAAUAUUUUAUGACAAGAAAUAUGGGAGAUCACUCUCAAAGGACAGGAUAACAGAAGGCCUUGAUCUCUUUUUGUCUGGGAAUGUUCCUUGGAAGAAAUAUAUUGUAAAAGCAUUCAUUCAACGUCUUGAGAUGAUUUUAAGCUGGUUUGAAUCUCAGAAAAGGUAUCAAUUCUACUCCUCAUCCUUGCUUCUAAUAUACGAGGGAGAGUUCUUUGAUGGAUCCUCUGACUCAGACGAGGAAUUCAUCCAUAAAUAUCGGCAGAUGAAACUUUCUCCUCCGUCCAGUUAUCUCGCCACUGUUCGAAGAUUCCUUAAUCGGAACAAAGAAGAAGAAAGAUCUAAACCAGGAAUUGAUGGUGCUAACAUUGUCCUAAGCACAAGUUCUGUGCUUGAUAAGAAGGAAAUGGAUCAAGUUUCAGUGCCAGAUGUUUCAACUGCCACACCAACUCCUACAGAACAUGAGCCUCCCUCUGGAAACAACGACACAGGGUCACGUGAGUCACGUGGUGUCGCGCUCAGUUCUUCGACGACGGGUCGAGAAUCCGGGUACUCGAGCGAAGUUGAAUCAAAAAACCGUCGACAGAGCGCCGCGAUACGGAACGAGUUCGUCGCCUCACUGAGCCGAAGAGUAGAGGAAUCAACGCGGGACCUCAAGUACCGGUUCCCACCAGAGAUUGUUGACGUCAGAAUGAUCGACUUUGCUCACGUGUUCGAGGAACCCCGAUCCGACGUCGACUACAUCUAUGGUCUUCGGAAUCUUAUCGCUUAUUUUCGCAAGGUUCUUAAGCAACUGUGACGUUACAGCCGUUUUUAUCACGUCAAAAGUGUUUUUAUGCCGUCACAUUCAUCAAGUUCGUCGACAUUACACUACGCCUUUGCGUACACUUUUUAGAGGAAGCAUGAAUUUUUACAAACUUUAAAAACGGAUUUUAAUUUUACCGCCAGAUGUCGCUCAUCAGCCAAGUGCAUUCCACUGCUGGCGACCAAAAACUUCCAAUUUCAUUUCUUUCAUUUUUAUCUUUUUACCCGAUUUUAGUUUCUAUGCCUAACCUGCUGGAUACCAUGCAAGAAACUGUCGAGAGCACAUUUUUAAAGCACUGACCCCACACAUCCCACUAACGCGUUUCGAGCCCGAUUUCUCCAUGCUAUGCAACCCCUCGCAGUAAUGUAAUUUCUAUGUCCCAAGUUAUGGAUCUCCGCAAACUAGUUUCCCAGGUGGUGGCCUCGUGCCUCACAGUGCCUUCGUCGAACGUAUCGAUUCAUGACGUCACACGAGCCGCGAUACGACAACCGCCCGAUUAGCGACGACGCUUAACUCACGGUCACGUUCUAUGAGCGUUUUUUCACACUAAAAGUCCGACCGAUAUUUUCGGUCAACGCCGGAUCGGAAGGUUUGAUCCACGGCGCGUUUUUUUUUCACAACCUCGGGCGUCGCGUUGGUGCGACUGAGAUCGCGCAUAACCUGCACUACAAGCUUGAGUGCCUGGAACUAUAUUUACGAAAUUGCUUGCAAACCCCCCAUGUCUUCAGACGGUAUAUAAGCCGUAACUUUGACAUUCCUAUACACUUGUAUUGGCUCAAACGGCUAAUACAUUUUGCCUAACAAAUAGCCUAACCAUGCUACGUGACUUAAGCACUACUCUCUCCUACCAAAAGAACUAUUAGCAUUUUCGCCAAGUCCGCGCCGAACCCCCAUCUCGCAUAUAGACACAUGCUAACAUUUAAUAUUGCACGAAUUACGGUCAUAGCCUUUGUAUUCAAUAAACUGUACGCAGUUACGAAAUGCUCCACUCUCAACCCACACCCUUACAUUUUCAUUAAAACAUAAAACGUCGAUUUACUUUUACACACACGAAGAUAGCUGUAAACCUUUCAAUACUGCAACCUUUACCCGCCACACAGCAGCUGCAGGAGCAAUCAUAUAUCGCUAACCACCACUUCAAAUCAACAAGGUUAUAUCGUCCGUUCUUCUAACGAUAGUUAUUGCACUUAAAACCCUGUCGAUCGCUGAAUAUAAUUGGCCGUUGGCGUGUCAUAUGUUGUUCCGCGCUGCAGAUUCAUUUGCCGAUAUUUUGUGUCGUUUUUAAACCUAAACUUUUUUAUGUUUUAAGUGGCAUAGCUGGUGCCUCCGUCUUAUCUCAGCCCACCUUACACACUCGAUCACAUAAAAUGCGAACCGAGUCAGUGUACAUGAUUUUAACGCGUAUGCGGCAAUUUCCUUAUUAUAUGAGUUUUCGAUUUAAAACAAAACAUGUAGCUUUCCAAUUAUUAAUUACGAACCGUAUUAUGCUAAGUUUAUAAUCGUCGAAUACAGUAUAUCGCAUUCCUA